AUGAUGAGGGGUAAUACAUUUCAAUGUAACCUCAGAAAUUAUUUAACUCUACUCGCAAUAUUGAAAAAUCCCAGAAACCCAAAUGAUCAACUAGAUUUUGAAGAGCGCACCGGUAACGCUUCUGUGAAGAAAAUCACACGCAAGUCCAGGGCUAAAAUGGAGCCAGCGAAGGAGCAAAAAUUGUGUCUUCUGAAUGGCAAGAAUGUACGAGGGACAGUUCCCGAUGACAACACUGAAACCAAUGGAGACAUAAAUCUCGAGGACAACACGGAGUUGAGUGAUUUCAAGACGCAUGGUUCAGAGUCAGCUGUAGAUGAAGAUACAGGACAUGAAGCCAUUGCUGAAAAAGGGAAAGGCAAGCAGCAGCGAAGCGACAGCGGUGUUGAAUUAGACCUGUCGGGUUUGCAAAUUGAUGACGAACCGAAUGAAAGAGAGAAGAGUUUUGGUGAACUUUGGAUUGAACUCGCUCAAUCAAAUGAGCCGAUAACAGUUCCAAACAAUGACUUUUCCGAACUCGACAAAAUUUUUGAAGUCUUGAAUAGUUCCAUCGAGGAGAGUCGCAACAUUGACCCGCGAAAAGUCGAUGCUGUGGAUAAUUCAAGGCAACGAAACGCUUUGCGCGCUUCAAUAAUGAAAGCGGCUCUAUGGGGAAAUUCCAAUAUUCGAAGAAUCUCAAAAACGCCAAUAGCAGAUGAAAAAGACGUUCAAGAGGAAAGAAAGAGUAUCAAUACAUCUACUCAGACUGCCAAUUUGGAGACACCCACGCAGCCGCCUUGCACUGAAGAAAUCUACUUCACACCUCGUGAGAGAUCCCCAUCAUGCUAUCAGGAACUGUUCAUCCAGAGAACUUACCCUCUCUCACGUUUUGAAGAAUACAAAACAAUAGCACAUAUAAGUUUCGGUCACAAUUCUGAUAUACCUUCAAAGAGUGCAACCAGCGGCUGGGAAGACUGGACCGAGAAGGUCGAACAUCUCUGCCAUAAUAUUGGCCAUCACCUUGCUUCUGAUAAAAACGACCGUGGCAAAUCUGGCAGUUUUAACGCAUGCCACGCAGAGAAGAAACUCGUUGCGUAUUAUUUCGCACAGUGUCUCCAUCGUUUGCCGGCGUCGAUAGAUGAAAAUCAUCAUCUUUUCCGCUGCAAGCUUCGAGAGGUAGCUCCGCGUGGAGUUUACAUUGUAGUUACCAAGGAUGUGUGCGAGGAUUGUAAAGCAUUCAUCAUGAAAGUGAAAACCCAUUAUCAAUUACACGAUCAUUUCCAUGUACAAGCGCGGAUAAAAUACACACGAGAUGAGUAUUUAGAGGGGACUAGAGUUUGA
Molecule: messenger RNA, 1317 nt
Organism: Botrytis deweyae
Lineage: Eukaryota; Fungi; Ascomycota; Leotiomycetes; Helotiales; Sclerotiniaceae
Exons: 2
Coding region: 1-1317 (438 amino acids)
Source: RefSeq, a predicted model, not a curated record